GCUCAUUUUGCGCCAUUUUGUCCGCACCACUGUGUUGAUUGGGUUUUUGAGAUCUGUUGUGGAGCCAAUCAGAAGGGUACCGGACAACCGGAGAAACGGUGAGGAAGGAGAGAUGGAACAAUAUACAACUACAACCGGGGAUCAGAUAGUGGUGCAAGCUGCCAAUGGGCAAAUCCAGCAGCAGGCUCAGGGCACCGUAACUGCAGUACAGCUGCAAACAGAAGCACCUGUCGUUACGGCAACAGGCCAGCAAGUGCAGACGCUCCAGGUAGUCCAGGGUCAGCCAUUGAUGGUCCAGGUGAGUGGCGGGCAGCUGAUUACAUCCUCAGGUCAGCCCAUCAUGGUACAGGCCAUGUCCGGAGCUCAGGGCCAGACCAUCAUGCAGUUGCCUGUGUCUGGAGCUCAAGGCCUUCAGCAGAUCCAGUUGGUUCAGCCGGGUCAGAUUCAGUUGCAGGGAGGUCAAACUCUGCAGCUGCAGGGUCAGCAGGGUCAGACUCAACAGUUCAUCAUACAGCAGCCCCAGACUGCCAUUACCGCCGGCCAGAACCAGGGGCAGCAGAUAACAUUACAAGGACAGCAAGUUGCCCAAACAGCUGAAGGACAGACCAUUGUAUACCAGCCUGUGAACGCUGAUGGCACAGUUCUGCAGCAGGGCAUGAUCACCAUCCCAGCAGGCUCCCUGGCAGGCACUCAGAUUGUCCAGGCUGCAGGGGCCGCUAACACCUCCACAACCAACAGCGGGCAGGGCACAGUCACAGUUACUUUGCCAGUAUCCGGAAACAUGGUGAACACUGGGGGAAUGGUCAUGGUAAGACCUCCUGAUGAGAUGAUGCCGGGUGGUGGUACUGUGCCAGCCAUCCAAAGAAUCCCUCUGCCAGGAGCCGAGAUGCUCGAAGAGGAGCCGCUGUAUGUUAAUGCCAAGCAAUAUCAUCGUAUCUUAAAGAGACGGCAAGCUCGUGCCAAGCUGGAGGCAGAGGGAAAAAUCCCUAAAGAAAGAAGGAAAUACCUUCACGAGUCGCGUCACAAACACGCCAUGCAGCGGAAGCGUGGUGACGGGGGGCGCUUCUUCUCCCCUAAAGAGAAAGAAGAAAUGGCCUUGGCCAUGCAGGAGCAACAGGACCAGAACCAGACUGGAGACGAGGUUGUGGCCCAGAUGAUCCGGGUGUCCUAGCACUAGGACUGCUACCAUUUUUAGAGACUCUGAAGGCCCAAAUUUACACCAUUGUGAAUCUCCAAUGCAACACUAACAGUCCUAAUUCAUCAUUACCUGUGUUUCUCCUGUCUCAUGUCUUCCACUGAAGGGAGGGGCCCUGUUUUCUGUUUUCUCUCUAUGGUCUGCUAUUGCUCCUGAGGACGCAUAUAAAAAGAGCCAUUACUGUUAAUGUACAGCAUAAUGAAUUCAGCUUGCUGUUUAAAAAGCAAUUCAAUAGCAAAGCGUAAAUUGACCCACAGAGACAGAGAAUACGCAGCCAACCAAGGACUCAUUUACCAUGAUGGUUCUCAAAGGUGGCAGUAGAAGCUCCUGUAGUGUUGUUCAGGCUAUGUGUACAUGUUUGGCAUGGGGAAAAGAGCAUCGGGGAAACAAUAAAGGCAAAAGGGCAACAUUUUUGGGAAAUCAGUCCUAGUCACCAAGGAAACACUGAGCAUAUAGGGGUGUCCUUGUUUCCCUAGCUUUUAUCCAGGUUUCCCUUAACAUGAAUUCAUUUUAGUGUUUUGAAAAAAUGAUCAUUUGUAAUUGAUACAACUAUCAUUUGUGAGUGAGUUUUGUGUAUCCAGUGACCUGUCUUCCCACCUCAUCUAGUUCCUACUUGGAAAUGUGAAUACUCUUGAGUUAUUGUUUUGGAUAUUGAAGUAGUCUAACCUGUAUUUUGAUAAAAGUUGUGUGUGAAAUGCAUUGCGAAAGAUC
Messenger RNA from Pimephales promelas (fathead minnow), 1906 nucleotides. It is a transcript of the gene nfyal, whose product is annotated as nuclear transcription factor Y, alpha, like. The record is from RefSeq and is a predicted model, not a curated record. Gene Ontology annotation, molecular function: DNA binding; DNA-binding transcription factor activity. Gene Ontology annotation, biological process: regulation of DNA-templated transcription. Lineage: Eukaryota; Metazoa; Chordata; Actinopteri; Cypriniformes; Leuciscidae. Gene Ontology annotation, cellular component: CCAAT-binding factor complex.